GGCACCUCCCCAAUUAUUUCCACAGUCCUUCAAGUCCAUAGAACGCCUACACAUGCACAUAAUGUCUUUUUGGCGAAUGUGUUGCUAUAGCUGAAGAAGGGUUCCCUCGCCUUUUCUAAAACGACCCCCACCCCCUGUUGCCGUUCCUGCGGAUCAUGGUGAGACAUUUUAAGGGAAUCUGGGUUCCUGCUUUGCGCACCCUGGCUAUUUUUUAUUUUAAAUCGUAAGAGGAAAGACAAAAAACAAACAAACAAAAAAAAAACACACAUAUGUUUCACGAGAAGCCGGUUUAUAUCCAUGUUUGAUCAGGCCACUAUCAUGGGCGAUGGAGUCGCCGAGGACAGAAGCCAUAGCUGUGGAUCCAACGCUCUUUGUCCGGACAGAGCGACAGACAAUAGGAGUCGUACCGAACUGGAGAGCCGAUCGCCCGGGCACGGACACACUGACACCCCGGGGACCUCUGCUUCGACCCCAACCUCUUCCAAAGAGAAAGUACACGACAGACUUUCAGGGGUGGACCCUGACUACUGCAGGAGGAUUUUAGUUCGAGAUGCCAAAGGGACGAUUCGGGAAAUAGUUCUCCCAAAGGGUCUGGAUCUGGACCGGCCCAAACGCACCCGGACGUCGUUCACUGCAGAGCAGCUGUACCGUCUGGAGCUGGAGUUUCAGCGCUGUCAGUAUGUGGUGGGCCGGGAGAGGACGGAACUGGCUCGGCAGCUCAACCUGUCCGAGACGCAGGUGAAGGUGUGGUUCCAGAACCGACGCACCAAGCAGAAGAAGGACCAGGCAAAGGACUCGGACAAGAAUCCUGCCUCCUCCUCUGAGUCCCUGGCCACCUGCAACAUACUGCGUCUCCUGGAGCAGGGCCGUUUGCUGACUGUGCCCCCUAACUCUCUGCUCAGCCCUUCGCCCAGUACCCUGGCACACUCCACCGGCAACGGCAGCCCCAGCAGCACCUCCCUGGCAGUCAGCAGCACUCUGCCCAGUGCGGGGGGCACCUACGGGCUGUCAGUGCCCUCGUUGGGUGCGCCUACCUCCCCUCGCCUAGGUGCCCCUUCCCUCUGCCUGCCAGUCUUGGGCAGCAUGCACAAAUUGCCAUCCGGCUAUGGCUGUGGGGUGUCGGCCUUCGAACCUUACACACGGAUUGAGAAAAAGGAGGCCGACUCAGGGGGCAGGAAGACCAGCUUUUAG
Messenger RNA from Polyodon spathula (Mississippi paddlefish), 1191 nucleotides. RefSeq names its product ventral anterior homeobox 2 (gene vax2). Gene Ontology annotation, molecular function: DNA-binding transcription factor activity, RNA polymerase II-specific; DNA binding. The transcript has 3 exons. Bases 298 to 1191 code for a protein of 297 amino acids. NCBI's taxonomy places the organism in Eukaryota, Metazoa, Chordata, Actinopteri, Acipenseriformes, Polyodontidae. The record is from RefSeq and is a predicted model, not a curated record. Gene Ontology annotation, biological process: regulation of DNA-templated transcription; neuron differentiation; central nervous system development.